Messenger RNA from Polyodon spathula (Mississippi paddlefish), 4887 nucleotides. Its product is annotated as piggyBac transposable element-derived protein 5-like. The transcript has 7 exons. Gene Ontology annotation, molecular function: transposase activity. Gene Ontology annotation, biological process: non-replicative DNA transposition. The record is from RefSeq and is a predicted model, not a curated record. NCBI's taxonomy places the organism in Eukaryota, Metazoa, Chordata, Actinopteri, Acipenseriformes, Polyodontidae. Gene Ontology annotation, cellular component: nucleus. The coding region runs from base 247 to 1806 and encodes 519 amino acids.
GUUGAGUUCCGUGAUAAAUAUUGAUCAUUUGUCAUCUAAAGCCGUAGGCGGUGCAGAGCUCAAUUCAGUACUAUAUUAGAAGGCAGUUCCUUGAUGCAAGGGCUGUGUAGGCGUACAUGAUUUGCAGCGAGAGCUUUAUUCAACCAGACCUAGUUGAUUGGAAUUAGGUGCGUGUAGAUUGACUGUUUGUUUCCGAAUCAGAGCUGAUUGUUUCUGUGUUCGGUCGGGUUCUACCAGCAGUUAGUGAUGGCGGAGUGCGGGCGGAAGGCGCUGUCCCUCCUGGAGGCGGCCCGCUCCCGCUACGAAAGCUUGCAGAUUUCUGAUGAUGUUUUUGGAGAAUCUGCAGAUGACAGCAGCGAAAACCCCUUCUACAGUACCUCGGGGGACUCCAACUCUGAGAACUACACCUCGGAGAGCAAUGGAGAUGAGCAGAGGUCUGACGACAUGGCUGGCAAUGAAUUAGGAGGACCCCCCGGCUCGGUGUCAAACAUCCAGGCUGAGGAAGAGGGCUGGACUGAUACCCUGCGAGAAAUCAUCGUGCCGCCUUUCAAGGAUACCUGUGGUCCAGCUCAAAAGAUGCCAGCCACUGCAAGUGCCAUAGACUUUUUUCAGCUCUUUGUCCCUGAUAAUGUGAUACAGAAUAUGGUAACUCAAACAAACAUGUAUGCAAAGAAGUUCCAGGAGAGAUUUGGGAGUGAUGAAGGAUGGUGCAAUGUCACCCUGUCUGAGAUGAAAGCCUUCUUGGGUUAUGUUACCUCAACAAGUAUUCACCGCUGCGAGUCUGUCCUCAGCAUCUGGAGCAGUGGAUUUUAUAGCAACAAGAGCAUCGCCCUAAUCAUGACCCAGUCCAGGUUCGAGAAGAUCCUCAAAUACUUCCAUAUCGUAGCUUUCCGAUCCAGCCAGACCAGCAGUGGUCUUUAUAAGAUUCAACCUUUUUUGGAUUCACUGCAGCAAUUGUUAGAAUGUUCUUUUAGGCCUUCACAAACCCAGGUGCUACAUGAACCAUUGAUUGAUGAGGAUCCUGUUUUUAUUACCACAUGUACAGAACGUGAAUUACGAAAAAGGAAAAAGCGAAAGUUCAGUCUUUGGGUGAGGCAGUGCACUGCUACCGGUUUUAUUUGCCAGGUUUACGUUCACUUGAAAGAAGGGGCUGGUCCUGACAGUUUAGACGCAUUAAAGAACAAACCGCAGCUGCACAGUUUAGUUGCAAAGCAGCUCUGUCAGAAUCUUUCUGGGAAGAAUUCUAUCAUUUUCACCGGACCAAGCAUCACCAGCCUCAACCUGUUUGAAGAGUUUGAGAAAAAAGAUAUAUACUGCUGUGGGCUUCUCAGCUCAAGGAAAAGUGACUGCACAGGCCUUCCACAGUCCAUGUUAACAAACCAUGAUGCCCCACAGAGAAGAGGACAGUACAAAACCAAGAUGAAAGGAAACAUGUCCUUGAUCUGCUGGUAUAAUAAAGGCCAUUUCCGCUUUCUCACCAAUGCUUACUCUCCAAGCAAACAAGGAGUGAUAAUCAAGAGGAAAAGUGGUGAAGUCCCCUGUCCUUUAGCAGUAGAAGCCUUUGCAGCACAUCUGAGCUACAUCUGCAAAUAUGAUGACAAGUACAGCAAGUACUUCAUUUUCCACAAACCCAACAAGACUUGGCAACAAGUAUUUUGGUUGACAAUAAGCAUAGUUAUAAAUAACGCCUAUAUCCUGUACAAGAUGUCUGAUGCCUAUCACAUGAAGCGCUACAGCAGAGCACAGUUUGGUGAGAGACUUGUAAGAGAACUGUUGGGUUUAGAGGAGUGCUCCCCCACCCAAUGAUGCAAUGAUGUGCACUCCCAUGCAUUUGUGAAGAAAGAGGUACUUGCAUUUGUUGGAAAGCUCCAAAAGACUCUGGGCAAAUUGUAAAGGUGUCAACAUCACCAGGACUGAUGAAUGCAGCUCUUCCAAACUUGAUAACACUUGUCAUUCUCUGUGCAGUAUUGCAGGAUACAAGAUAACCAUAUGUUUCGAUAAUCUCAGUAUGUAGGUUGCAUGGUGAAAAGUAAAACCCAAAUAUGUCUUUUUCCAAAUUUUUUUUUUUGUUUGUUUAUAUAUUUUAAAAAAUCACAUUCAAGUCUUUUUUGUUAUUAUUUGUACUAUACACUUUUAAAAUGCAAGUAAAAAAUUGUUUGGGUUUUGUGACUACCCAUAGUGAAAGGGCACGUAGCAAUAUAUGUCUGUAUAUGUAAAUGAAUGCACAUACUAUAUAUCCAUAUCAAAUCUGUUGUGUGGUAUGAAAGGGCAGAUAAACAUGUGUGAAAGUAGUGGAACAACGUAUUCAGCACACAGUAAAUAUAUAUGCAGUAACAAUUUAUAUACGCAUUGUGUACUUUUCCGUUAGCUGGUGGGUUAAGACAAUCAUAACCUUCUGCACCACUGUCCCUUUACCAGAGCUGAUAAGCCAUUCACAAAUGCCAUAAGUACCAUCUGCUAAAAACAAAGAAUUUCAGACUUGUGUAUUGUAUGUAAUGCUGUUGUUUAAAUGUGAGGUGGGUAUAAAGCAGUUAAUGGUUUGCCUGACCAGUUUACUUGAUGUGACCCGUUCUGUCAUCGACCUAAAUGUACUGAAAGUACCUGUAUGCAGUCAGCUUUUUUGCAUACACGUGUCAUUUUCGCUUCCUUCUGUUCACUUUGAAUUGGGCUCACAGCUAUUAUUAUUCUGAAAGGAGAUUUUAAAGUUGCUUAAAGGUGCCCCAGCGACAAAGCUUUUCAUUUUGAUUCUAAUCCCAAAGGCAUUGUGUGGUGUUGAGCUAAAUUCAAUAUGACCCUGAUAUCUUUUUAAGAAAUAAAAUUAACUGAACUGUUUGUUUUAAAGCCAGUAACAGUGAAGUUAACAUAAAGACUCAAAAGUUAGUCUAAGUUGUUUUACUACAUUUGUAUCACUUAUUGUGCAGUACAGAGAAACAAAGGCUUUUAUAAAUCAGGCAUUCACACAGACUUUUUUUCAUAGUCUCCACAGUUAAAACCAAUUGCAGGCCUGUUGCCACUCCAUGUUUUUUGACAGUGAGGUUUGGUGGAGGCUUGUUUGUGAAUUGCGCAGUGUACCACCAGUGGAGUAAUUGCUGUCUGACAAUGCAUGCAAGUAUAUUUCUGUUUCUCAAAAAGCUCAUGUUGUACACCCUCAACUUUAUUUUUAUUUCUUUACUGAAGUAAAACUGAGUAUGUUUCAAGUAUAUAUCGAUUCCUGAUCAAAAAUGUGACAAACACAUUCUGCACAGUCACUGUCCGCAUUUCUGUUUGGCAAAACUGAUCUGAGCCUGCUGGGUACAUUUUAGUACUGCCUCAGUGUGCUCAAAAUGUGUAUAGCUGAAUGUAAAACAUUUCAACAAUGUUUCCUGUCUUCAGUCUAUCUUUGGAUUAAUCUGGAAGUGAAAACAGUCUGGAAGGAUUCCAGUUUAAAUGUGCAUUGCCCUAAUAUUAAUUGAAGUAGUGCAUGUUUCUGGAAUAUAAUACAACAUAGGAAUGAAUCUGACCCCAAAGUCUUAAUUUAGUGUUUCAUGAAACCCUAACUCUUACAUGCUAUAUGCUAAACUUGCCAAUGUAUGUAAGCAACAUACUUCCCCCACAUAAAAUAUAAAGGACACACAAUUAUUGACCCUGAAUUUAUUCCUCCUGUGGACAACUUUCCAUGCAGUGUUUGAUAAAUUCCACUGAAAUGUCAAAUCUGUUAUAAAAUAUUAAGUCUAAUUGUUAAUAAAAUCCUCCUGCCUCGUAAACAACAAAAGUAAAAGUAAAUGAGGAGAGUUGGAUCAGAAGCCAUAAAUGUUCAGUUCCAUCAGUGACCAAUAAUUCAGGGUUCACUGCAAUUUAACUUCUGUCCUGAAUACAUGCUUUUUAAAGCUUAAAAAUAUGGAACAUUUUUCAAUGUAAAGGUUCAAUAAAACAAACCUUUCUGAUACGCUUUGCUUUGGAGAAUACAGUCCAAGAUAGAUGCUUGCCUGGAGAAUGUGAGUAUGAGCCUGUUUUUUCAAAGUGGAUCAAUCGCCUGUGUAACACAUUUACUAUUGAGGGGGCAAUUUACCUGUGUACAGUCCUGAGCCUGUCGCCUCGGCCCCGCUGACCCAUCCGGGCUCCAGAAUGGUAGCAGCACAUUCUUCUUACUGUUUUAUUACUGCCGCACGACUUAGUUUGUUUUGUCUACAUUCAUUAUGGCAGCAUAGAUUCACAACGUCUUCUCAUUCUGGCUUGCAAUUGACCUUACGCUGGUGACGUCACUCUACCAAUCACAGCGCUAGCUCAAAGCACAUGUGUCCGUGGUCCGACAAACAAACGAUGAAGUGCCAUAGAAGUACAUUAAGACACCACUCAGACUAUCAAUUAAAUCGUUGAUCAUAUCUAUAAAAUGGUAAAAAGAUGUGCCUGGGGUACCUGCAACUCAGACACAAGGUAUCUCGAGAGAAUUCAUGGGGUGAAGUUCGUCCCUUUUCCGAAACCAAGGACGCAAAAAGAAAAACGCCAACUUUGGAUUAAGCUUUGCAGCCGACUUCAUGACCAGCUGAACGUAAAUAAAGUUCAUGGGAACAAGCAUUUAUUUGUCUGCACUAAGGUAAAAAUAUAUGUAUUUAUUAGACAUCCAAAAAUUAUAAAAUUAUUUUAAAGUCUGUAACUUUACAGAAAUGUAAAUUACUACACAAGUCCCCAAAGUUCUUAGGGGAAAAAAAAAAAAAAAUUGUCUUUAAAAAAUAAUAUAUCAAUAAAUAAAUAGAUUAAGGCACAUAUUCCUGGUGUCCUUUCAUUUAGGUAGAUGGAUAUUUUAAAAUAUUGUACUGAAAAUGUGAUCUCUUAAUAUGACAAAUUGUCACUGUACAAUAAGAACAAACUUAAAAAGUUAUAAGGAUUACAGUAUUGCAUAAGAAAGUG